Messenger RNA from Dendronephthya gigantea, 1367 nucleotides. Its product is annotated as glutamate formimidoyltransferase-like. Lineage: Eukaryota; Metazoa; Cnidaria; Anthozoa; Malacalcyonacea; Nephtheidae. The record is from RefSeq and is a predicted model, not a curated record. Gene Ontology annotation, molecular function: folic acid binding; transferase activity.
GAACACGUUUGAAAAUAAUUUAUCUCAAUGUGAAAUAGAGAAAAGUUUUAAUAUAGGCCGAUCGGCGAUGAAUUUUCUUUGAGGAUCUUGACCAUCAAAAUGAGGUCAAAGGCCAUGUUUAAUAAAGUGAUUUUCCAGGGAUAAUCAACCUGCAAUCAGGCAAUAAGGUUGCACUCAAGAUAGGGGGGUGUCCACACUCCAGUUCACUGGUGGUGUCUGCGUAUCAGGGGUGAGGGGCCUGGGUAUUCAGGCUAAAGUUACGGACGACUCCUUGAACCAAAUAACCUGUGAGCAGGUGAUAAAGUUAAACACCCAGAUGUUAAAUGGCAUCUCGUCUGGCUGUGUGUUUACUGAACAUCUCAGAAGCUCGUCGACCAAAUAUUGUGGAACAAAUUGCAAUGGUUGCUGGGAACUCCGGCACUUAUUUGACGCAGAAAUCUAAAACGAACUUCAAAUGUUUGUCAACAGUGCUAAACAUCUUUUCCGACCAUGACUACAACAGAUCUGUCUUGACCAUUGCGGCACCAGUGGAUAAUUUACAAACAUCUAUUGUCAAUGCGUGCAAGAUUGCAUAUCAGGAAAUAAACAUGCAGGACCAUAGUGGGGGGCACCCUCGGUUAGGGUCAGUUGAUCUUAUACCUAUUUACCCCAUUUCACCCAUGGUAUCCCUUGGCAAAUGUGGUGACAUUGCCAAAGCAAUUGGAGAGCAGAUAACAAGUGAGGUUCUGGGAACAAGCAUUUUUUAUUUUGGGACGGCAGAUUACCCAAAUGGAGGGAGUUUGGUGGAGCGACGGAAAGAGGUGGGAUGGUACAAGGGUAGGAGUGGUAUGUCGUAUGAUGGGGUGUAUAUUGGGCAACCACCCACAUCAAGAUAUGGGCUUACUGGUGUGGGGGCAAGUCCUUAUGUUAUGAACUGUAAUGUAACCAUCAAAACAAAGGAUUUGGGAAUUGGGCAGAAGAUUGCAAAGAACAUCCGUGGAUCAAGUCCUGGAGGUUUGAGAGGUGUGCAAGCUAUGGCCUUUGACCAUGAAGGGUCAGUAGAAAUUGCAUGUAAUGUUGAAGCUUUUGUCUCUGUUCAGGAAGGUGAUGAUGACAGGAGUCAACAUGUUUUUGACUAUACAAAGCCUAAUGAUAUUAAAGAAAGAAUAGAGAAGCUAGCAUCAGACGAUGGUGUUGAUGUGGAAGGGACAGUAAUUGUAGGAUUCACACCAGAUGAAGUUUAUGACAUGGCAUAUCAGGCCCUAUUGGAGGGAGAUACUAUGCCUUGGAGAAACAAUCAACUUCAUCGCAUGUAGCUUUGAUCUUGGCUGCAAAACUCAAGAAUACCACAAGAACAUUUGACAGAGUAGAACGUACAGUCCGUGUGG